Messenger RNA from Gigantopelta aegis, 789 nucleotides. RefSeq names its product tigger transposable element-derived protein 4-like. The record is from RefSeq and is a predicted model, not a curated record. The transcript has a single exon. Gene Ontology annotation, molecular function: DNA binding. Bases 1 to 789 code for a protein of 262 amino acids. NCBI's taxonomy places the organism in Eukaryota, Metazoa, Mollusca, Gastropoda, Neomphalida, Peltospiridae. Gene Ontology annotation, cellular component: nucleus.
AUGACGUCGGCUAUCUUCAACAAGUGGUUGGAGGAUUUCAACAAAGAUAUGCGGCUUCAGCGACGACAUGUGGUGUUACUAGUUGACAACUGUCCUGCCCAUCCACCAAAUGAAAACCUGGGAAACGUAAAGCUGAUGUUUUUGCCACCGAGAACUACGUCUGUAAUCCAGCCAUGUGAUCAAGGGAUCAUCAGAAACCUGAAAGGCCACUACAGAAGUCAGGUUGUUCACAAGAUAAUUGAUGACAUCGACGCUGAUGACGAACUGAGCGCGAAUGACAUUGCUAAAAAGUUAACUUUGUUAGAUGCCAUCUACAUGCUGAGAAAAGCCUGGAACAACGUCACGUCGUCUACAAUUGUAAACUGUUUUCGAAAAGGUGGCUUUUUCAAGCCAGAUGUUCAGCAACCUGUAGAAAGUGACAACUCUGAUGACACCAAUUUCGCUGCACCGACUGGACUAACUAACGAGGCAUUUCAACAAUUCAUCUCCCACGACGACACACUGGACUGCUAUCAACCACAGACUGACGAAGAAAUAUGUGCAGUGUUCACACAACAGGAUUCAACAUCAACAACGGUAAACGAAUCAGAUGACAACGACGAUCACGACUACCUACUGCCCGUCACCAACGGUGAGGUGAAAACAAUACUCGGCAGAGUGAGGCGCUUUUUAGAAGAGAAUGGGUGUGAGGACUUUGACAGGUACCAGUUAGAAGAUUUGUGUGAAACAACAUCGGCUGCAAACCGCUGUCAGCGAAAAAUGACCGAGUUCAUUAACUGGAUUCCUUGA